This is a messenger RNA of Exophiala xenobiotica, 2272 nucleotides long. RefSeq lists its product as uncharacterized. Gene Ontology annotation, molecular function: flavin adenine dinucleotide binding; oxidoreductase activity. The record is from RefSeq and is a predicted model, not a curated record. Bases 168 to 1982 code for a protein of 604 amino acids. NCBI's taxonomy places the organism in Eukaryota, Fungi, Ascomycota, Eurotiomycetes, Chaetothyriales, Herpotrichiellaceae. The transcript has a single exon.
CUUCCAUACAGCUUUGCACCAUGAGAUGUGGUGCAAUGACAGCUGCUUCCACAUCGUCGAAGCAUCCGCCUGACUAUGGCGAUGGAUGCACGAUGGUGCCAGAAUCACUCCACCAUCCUCGUGCGCGAAAAGGAUGAACUGAGCUUUGGAAGGACCAUACAACGACCAUGAAUGAUCGCCGAAGACAUGCUCAUACGCCGAGCCAACUCACAAUGGCAAUAUAUUGCCUGGAUACCUCAUCUCGGGCGUUGGAAGAACAAUUGGUUUCCAGGUUCAAAAGUACACUUACUAUCAUGUCUUGCAAAUCUAACUUGAACUUGGUCAUUGUCGGCGGCGUGGCAGGCGGAAUGUCUGCAGCCACCCGUGCACGCCGCCUGUCAGAGACUGCUUCCAUCACCGUUUUCGAGAUGGGGCCCUAUGUGGGCUACGCAAAUUGUGGGAUUCCGUAUGCCUUGGGGCAGGUCAUCCAGAACGAAGAAGCGCUGGUCCUGAACACUGCCAAAUCUUUCAAGGACCGAUUCAACCUCGACGUCCAUCUUGGUUCCGAGGUCGUCAAAGUCGACCGCGAACGACGAACUGUCGAGGUCUCAUCUGGAGGAGGAGACAUACGCCAAUUCCCUUACGACAAACUCAUUCUGGCACAAGGUGCUAAAUCAUUCGUCCCGCCAAUAAAGGGGAUCGAUCUGCCCCAUGUUUCUACGCUCCAGACCAUUCCUGACCUGCAAAAGGUCAGAGCCGCUCUCCAGAAACCCAACGCAAAGCAUGCGGCUAUUAUCGGAGGCGGAUUUAUUGGUCUUGAAGCCGCAGACAACCUGAGAGCUUUGGGGCUGGAAGUCUCAAUCAUCGAGAUGGCACCACAGGUUUUCCUGCCAGUGGAUCGCGACAUGGCUGAACACAUUCAUACCGAACUCCGCCAGAAGGGUGUCCGUCUUUACCUUGAGGCCAAGAUUACCGAAAUCGUUGCUGCGAAGGGAGACCAAGCUGCAUGCGUUCUCCUGCAGGAUGGUGAGGCCGUGCCCGCAGAUGUUGUCAUUGCGGCGGUAGGGGUCCGACCGAGGGUGUCGCUGGCACAACAAGCCGGCCUGGAAAUUGGCAAAUCGGGCUUUUUGAGGGUCAACGAAUUCAUGCAGACUUCGGAUCCGGACAUCUAUGCAGUGGGCGAUAUGGUCGAAACCGAGCACAGGCUUGUCGGUCACCCGCUUCCUCUUGCGCUUGCCGGGCCUGCUGCCAGACAAGGCCGUGUGGCGGUCGACCAUAUCUUUACCGGCAUCGAAUCAGGAUACCGCGGCAACGUCGGAACGUCUGCGUGCAAGGUCUUUGACCUCACGGUCGCAAGCGCCGGUCUCUCGCUUCAAAGUCUGCGUCAAAUGAAGAGGGAGCCACUAUAUGUGACUGUCCACCCCCCUUCGCACGCCGGAUACUAUCCAGGCUCGCAGAGACUGACGGUCAGGGUGAUAUUCGAGCAGGGGACUGGACAGCUCCUUGGAGCCCAAGUCGUAGGAAAGGACAUGGUCGACAAACAGAUUGAUGUUCUCUCGACAGCCAUUCAAGCCAACAUGACCGUGUUUGAUCUGGAGCACUUGGAAUUGGCAUAUGCACCUCCAUAUGGCUCGGCCAAGAGUCCCGUCAACAUGGCUGGCUUCGUGGCCUCGAAUCUACUUCGUGGCCAAACCAAGAUCACGCACCCAGAGGACCUUUUCUCCUGCAACGGUCUGGAAAGCUCGGUUCAGCUUGUUGAUGUACGGUCCCCCGCCGAGUACAAUCGUGGCCACAUCCCUUUCGCCCUCAACUUACCUCUCAACGACCUGAGAAAGGACAUGAAGAAGCUAGAUAAGAACAGACCGGUCAUCGUCUACUGUGCCGUGGGCUACCGUGGCUAUUUAGCCUACAGGAUCCUGUGCCAGCAUGGCUUUAAAGUCACCAACCUCGACGGUGGUUACGAGCUGUUCAUCGGAGGUGGCUUUGGCCAUCGGAUGAAUUGAUGCAGUUCGAGGUGUUAGUUGAUGGCUGGCAAGUUACUAGUCAUGGUCUGGGUAAAAACAAGAGGUAGGGACACUGUUGCUUUUGGCCGGACGUGGCGUUGUGCUUCAUCUAGGGUUGCCUACCUCCACCUUGCAGCUAUGAUGAGGCUACGAGCUAUGUUUACUAGUUCAAGGUCGUAUUGGCGAGUAUCGGGUCAUUGACAUAUUGUCAAAUCCAAGGUGUGAGAAAGGCUUUUGGGUGCCCUGAAUGAAUUUAGCCGAUUAUUCAAAUACAUUAUCUUGAUCUUGCC